This is a messenger RNA of Rhipicephalus microplus (southern cattle tick), 366 nucleotides long. RefSeq lists its product as uncharacterized. NCBI's taxonomy places the organism in Eukaryota, Metazoa, Arthropoda, Arachnida, Ixodida, Ixodidae. The record is from RefSeq and is a predicted model, not a curated record.
AUGGCUACAUUCACCUACGCAGACGACGAUCUGGUCCAGUGCCCUUACGACCCGAAACACAGGGUGAAGCGGACUCGGAUUGACAUCCACCGGUCAAAAUGCAAGAAAACGGUCGGCCAGCCAUGCCUCAGGCCUUGUUUGUUCAACGCCACCCAUCUCGUGCCAUCCAUGAAGAGCCUGUUUCUCCACCACCUUGAGACAUGGCUUGACCGGUCGUCGACAUUGCCGAUGAGAUGGGAGGAUGUGGACAGGCCCUAUGUGGUUCCAGUCGCCGGCGCUUCACGGCCGUUCCCCGAACCAGAAGAAAUGUGGGAAGCGGGGACCCCCGCAACGUACAAGCCACGAGAGCCCGUCAGUAACCGUUAG